CCAUCUCCUGCCCCUACUGAUCUCCUGAGUCCCGCAACAUGGCGACCACCCAACACUACAUUUGGGCCGCGGGCCACUUCAUACUCCUGAUAUCCGCGUUCCGGUACUUGUUCGCAAGUUUCAUGUUCCGGGGCCCUUCUGCGUGGUGGUAUAAAACUAGCUUCGCCGGCGCUAUCGUCAGCUAUGCUAUCGUUUGUCACAAGGCUCUCGGAACUCCCUCUCCGAGUGGAGCUUGGAUCAAACGUGCUCUGGUUGACGAGAAUGUUCAAUAUCUCCUCCUCGCCUUCUUCUGGUGGUCGUCCAGACCAGUCGCUAUCGCCCUUGUCCCCUAUGCGAUCUUCUCGUUGUUCCACGCUCUGACCUUCACUCGUACGACUUUGAUGCCUCAAUUCCUGCACUCUGGUGCUCCUGCCACUGCCGGAGGCCCGCCCACCCCUCACCCGCUUGCGAAGAAACUGCAGCUUUGGGUCAAAUCGAACUACGAUGGUGCUAUGAGGGCCGUCGCAUACACCGAGCUCGUCAUCCUUGCACGCGUCAUCAUCGGCGCCCUCACCUUCCAGAAUUCGCUCCUCACUCCUAUUCUUUACGCCCAUUUCCUCCGCCAACGCUACUACCAGUCCGUGUUCACCCGUGACUCCAUCACAGUGGUGAACGCUCGCAUCGACGGUUACGUCAAGAAGCCGGGCGCUCCCCCGGUGCUGGCGUCCGUCUGGACGCAGUUCAAGGCCAUCCUGAGCCGGUGGGCGGGCUCCACCCUGGCGCCCCAGCAGCCCGCGCCCGCCGCUCGGUAGAUGACGGAAAGCGCAGCCCGACCAGUUCCCAUUUCCUCCUGCGUCGUGAUCGAGACGUUGAACUCUUUAAGUCGAUGGUUGCUGCUCCACCUAAAUCUAGUUUUUGUUGUUCAACGAAUAAAGCUCCUGCUGUCAAGUUCGCACUCGCAUAUCUUGAACGAGCCCUUGUACAGCUUCUACUCAGUUAC
This is a messenger RNA of Punctularia strigosozonata HHB-11173 SS5, 979 nucleotides long. RefSeq lists its product as uncharacterized. The transcript is spliced from 7 exons. NCBI's taxonomy places the organism in Eukaryota, Fungi, Basidiomycota, Agaricomycetes, Corticiales, Punctulariaceae. The record is from RefSeq and is a predicted model, not a curated record. Bases 39 to 791 code for a protein of 250 amino acids. Gene Ontology annotation, biological process: membrane organization; endoplasmic reticulum tubular network organization. Gene Ontology annotation, cellular component: membrane; endoplasmic reticulum.